This is a messenger RNA of Meyerozyma guilliermondii ATCC 6260, 2025 nucleotides long. RefSeq lists its product as uncharacterized. Gene Ontology annotation, molecular function: DNA-binding transcription factor activity, RNA polymerase II-specific; zinc ion binding; RNA polymerase II cis-regulatory region sequence-specific DNA binding. Gene Ontology annotation, cellular component: nucleus. The record is from RefSeq and is a predicted model, not a curated record. The coding region runs from base 1 to 2025 and encodes 674 amino acids. NCBI's taxonomy places the organism in Eukaryota, Fungi, Ascomycota, Pichiomycetes, Serinales, Debaryomycetaceae. Gene Ontology annotation, biological process: DNA-templated transcription; positive regulation of transcription from RNA polymerase II promoter by galactose. The transcript has a single exon.
AUGACUGAAUCCCCCCAGCGUAAGCGUGUGUGUGAAGACAAUGACUCUCAGUUUGCGUGUAACGAGUGCAAAAGAAGACGUCUGAAAUGUUCUCGUGACGUACCUACAUGUUCUUUAUGUCUAAAACAUCAUCGACAUUGUCUCUAUGAGAAGACGAAUAGAAGCCCAUUGACUAGGAAGCACCUUACACAGGUUGAAGAGGAGCUUCGAAUCAGCCGAAAGGUGAUUCAGCGGCACUUUCCAACGAUGGAUAUUUCACGAAUGGUACAAGAAAUCAAAAAUGGCUCGAAUAUAGAUGAGUUGAUAGAUCUGUUCACCACCACCCAAAGUUCACCAACUCAAAAAAACAGUUCACCAACUAAAAACAAUAUUAAAAACCUCUUGACGAUCGACGAUGGUUUGGAAGAUCUUCAGGUUCCUCAGCUAGUUCCUUCGAGUGUCACAGAAAAUGGUUCUCAUAAAUCAAGUACAGAUCUCUCACCAGUGUCUUACAAUUGGGACGAAAGAAAUCUCCCCCAUGGAAACCGUCAAGCGUCCAUAAUUGAUGGAAUAGCGACAAUGGACACCAACGGGUAUUUGGGCUCACCGUCAAGCGCAGCUCUUAUCAACUUGGUUGGUGGUGGAUUCUUUUUUCACAAGCCGCAUGGAGAUGGUGGAGAUGGAAAUCAUGUUAAUGAAGAGGUGUUGACAAAUAUUCCGAGGAACACAUUGGAGGGAUAUAUUAACCAGUAUUUCCAGACUUUCCAUGUUUCUUAUCCCAUUAUUUAUGAGCCUAUUUUCAUGGCUCAUUUCAAUGAGAUUAUAGUGCCUCCACAAGGAUGGGAAAGCUUGAUGUAUAUGGUUGCAGCCAUAGGAUCGUUCAUGUCUGGGGUUUCUCCGGAGCAAAAUGACGACUUGACUCUUUUUGAGUUGGCAAAAUCAAAACUUUCCAUGGAAAUAAUGGAGAGAGGAAAUCUUACUUUGGUUACUACCAUCACAUUAAUGUCCAAUUAUCUUCAAAAAAGAGAUAAACCAAAUUCUGGUUACAGCUACUUGGGGUUGGCGGUUCGAAUGGCAUUGGGUUUAGGCAUUCAUCGAGAAAUAGAUCGCCAUGGAGAGUCACUCUUGGAGAAGGAAAUGCGACGGCGGAUAUGGUGGUGCCUUUACAUUUUUGACUGUGGUCAAAAUAUCACUUUUGGAAGACCGCUCUGUAUUCCCUGUGCUGGCAUUGAUACCAGCCUUCCUAUGAAUAUUCCCGAUUCUUGCUUGACGGCUCUCACCAAGCAAAUGCCCGUUCCCGAAAAUGAACCUACAAUAUACACCAGUGUCCGGCUUCAGUCACUUCUACAUUUAUUGACGAAUGGAAUCUAUGAAAGGAUAAUUACCGAUCCGUUUCCUUCAGCAUCGCAGCUCUUGGCUCGGGACAAAAAGUACCUCGAGCGGUGGAAGAAACUAGUUCCUCCAUACUAUGACGAAAGUGCUUCAGUUGGAGACAAGUUCAAGUUGAGCAAAUGUGAGCUCGAAUGGAGGUUUCGCAACUUGCGAAUCUUAAUGUACCGAACGUUUUUGUUGAAGAGAGUGGUUAUUUCGAGUCAGGACUCUAGCGACCAGUAUGAGCGCCAAGCUGGAGAAAUCUGCUUGCAAGAAUGCUCAAAAGUGAUCAAAAGCAUGAACCAUUUCUGGUGCUCGAAGCCAGACCAUAAUCGUAUGGAGACUUGGUACACUCUAUGCUUUGUCGUUCCUGCUGCUCUCAUGCCAUUGGUUUGUUUGAGAAACAAUCCUUCUUCAGCAAAUGCCGACAGUUGGCGAAACGACGUGAUAACAGCCCAAAACAUCAUUGCUUCAUUGACUUCCAUCUGCCCUUCAGCAGCAAAACUUCUGGACCUUAUAUCGACGCUCGGCCAUGGCUACUUGUACACUCAACCAAACGCUACAUCUCCAGAACCAACAGCUACCGAUGAAAGUCCUACAUCUCAGCUUCUACAAUUACACAGCAUGCUUUGGCCUGUUUCGUUUGAUUUGGAACAACAAUUUAAUUUGACUUAA